AUGGGCAACACAAGCGACCGCCACGGGGCUAAAGCCCACCGCUCGGACAGCAGCGGAGGUCACAAGGACCACGAGCCCAGCAGUAAGAUGGUGGACAGCACGGACGACCCGAACAUUUUCAACACACACGGGCCGGAUUCCAAGGUGUUGGGAGAAAAAGAAUUCCCUCCGGAUCUGGACGACUUGGUGAAAACCGUUCCUCAGGCUCGUCCGACUGUAAUCCGAUGGGCCGGAGGAGGGAAGGAGGUCUACAUAGCUGGCUCUUUUAAUAACUGGAGCACUAAAAUACCGCUCAAUAAAAGCCACAAUGACUUUGUAGCAAUCCUGGACUUGCCUGAAGGUGAACACCAGUACAAGUUUUUCGUGGACGGGCAGUGGGUACACGAUCCAUCAGAGCCAGUGGUAACGAGCCAACUGGGCACCAUCAACAACCUGAUUCAUGUGAAGAAAUCUGACUUUGAGGUGUUCGAUGCCCUACAAGUCGACUCGCUGGAGUGUUCCGAUACCUCAGAUUUGUCCAGCUCCCCUCCCGGCCCGUACGGGCAAAAUCAAUACGUCUUCAAACCCGAGGGGCAUUUUAAAGGUCCGCCUAUCCUUCCCCCUCACCUCCUUCAAGUCAUACUCAACAAGGACACCAAUAUUUCAUGUGACCCCGCCCUGCUGCCUGAACCCAACCAUGUCAUGCUCAACCAUCUGUAUGCGCUCUCCAUAAAGGACGGCGUCAUGGUGCUGAGCGCGACCCACCGUUACAAGAAGAAAUACGUGACCUCGCUGCUGUACAAGCCCAUCUAA
Nerophis lumbriciformis (worm pipefish) is the source of this 792-nucleotide messenger RNA. NCBI's taxonomy places the organism in Eukaryota, Metazoa, Chordata, Actinopteri, Syngnathiformes, Syngnathidae. The record is from RefSeq and is a predicted model, not a curated record.